AUGCCAGGGAACCCGAAUGCCUACCACGAGUCGGCAGAGCGAGCUCAACCACAACAAAGCCUGAGGGGAACGGUCGCUACCAUGUCGAAAGCAUCGCCUUGUCUUGUCAAACUUACGACUUUUCUCUCCGAUUCAUCGAACUCGAUGGUAGGAGUAGCUCUUUCCCGAGAUUUCGUCAAGAAUCGACCGAGAGGCCGACGGGUCAUUAUUCACAAACGUCAACCAUGGUCGACGGUGAUCGAAUCCUCCGACCCACCCGAUGCAAUACGGAAUACAAUAUUAGAUGCGGGACGGCAGGAGACGGAUGGACUGCACCGGAGUGUCGGCGUCUACAAGUAUGGGGAACUCGUUUGGUUCCAGGCUCGUUCUGAAGCGCACCGCAAGUACGUAAGGAAUGAUGGAACAGAGCGAUUGGAUUGGGGAGACGGCCCAGCAGCAGACGUGCCAGCCUGCCUGCCAGUCGAGGUCCACCGAGCGGGUCGAACGCGGGCUGACUUUUCCAGUCCUCUUGACGAGGUUCCCGGCCGGCAAGCUCCUGGUGGCUCCGCUGGGCCACUUCCGUCUACGUGA
Molecule: messenger RNA, 570 nt
Organism: Drechmeria coniospora
Lineage: Eukaryota; Fungi; Ascomycota; Sordariomycetes; Hypocreales; Ophiocordycipitaceae
Exons: 1
Coding region: 1-570 (189 amino acids)
Source: RefSeq, a predicted model, not a curated record